AUGGCCGACAAGUACGCCGAGAAGACACCCUUCCUCGACCCCGAGGCGCAGGCCUCCGAAGUAGGUUCUGCUGAACAGAAGCCUGCUCGCAAGACGUUCUGGAGGCAGGCUAAGGCGCUAUGCUACGUUUACGCCGCUUACCUUUUAACCCGCGCCCUCGUCUACUCCGUUUGCCUCUACCUGGAGGUAGAUGAUGUUGCUGGCGUGCAAACGUCAUGGGCUACGUCCGCACUCAGCCAGCUGCGCAAGCCCCGCGUCGACACCGAAGCACUCUAUCUUUCUGUUCCCGACCCCGCGAGCGCACUCCUCGCCUCACGCGAGUACGCGACGCACCCCCACAUCGCCGGCUCCAUCGAGGACUACACCGACGCGACCGUCAUCCUGAAGCUCUUCCAGGACCACUUCGGCAUCGUCGCCCCGCCCGAGCCCCCGCUCUUCCCCGCCGGCUCGCCCGCCUCCCGCUCAGCGACGCUCGACAUCAACAAGCUGCACAAGCCCGCGGCCUGGAUCGACAUCUACUACCCCGUCAUGAACACCCCGCUCGACCGCGCCGUCGAGAUCCUCGGCGCGGACGGCGAGGUCGAGUUCUCCGCGGACCUGGUCGAGGACGGCGACCCGCGCGAUCCCGAGGCGGCUGAGUACCGCGAUGCUGUGCCCACCUUCCACGGACUGAGCGCGGACGGUAUUGCUGAGGGCGAGAUCGUGUACGUGAACUAUGGCAGGAAGGAGGACUACGACGAGAUCGUCGCCAAGGGCGGAAACCUGACCGGCAAGAUCGUGCUUGCGCGGUACGGCGCGAACUUCCGCGGACUGAAGAUUCUCGGCGCUGAGCAGCUCGGCGCCGCUGGAGUGCUCAUCUACUCCGACCCGCGCGACGACGGCGCAGUGACCGUCGCGAACGGCUACGAGCCGUACCCCGCCGGGCCCGCGCGCAACCCGACCGCCGUGCAGCGCGGAAGCGUGCAGUACCUGUCGCUCUACCCUGGGGACCCGACGACCCCUGGCGCGCCCGCGUAUGCGAACGCGACGCGCCUAGAGGGCGGGAACAUCCCGAAGAUCCCCAGUCUGCCGAUCUCGUGGGCGAACGCGCAGCGGCUGCUGAAGGAGAUCUCCGGUGGUGAGGCGGAGGCUGCGUUCGUGCUUGACGGGCACGCUAGUGAGAAGAAGGUUAAGCUGGUGAACCAUGUCAACACGCGCGUCAUGCCCAUCUGGAACACCAUGGCAGCCAUUCCUGGACACAUCAAGAACGAGACCGUUUUCAUCGGCUGCCACCGCGACGCUUGGGUCAUGGGUGCGGCUGACCCGACUUCGGGCACCGUAUCUAUCCACGAGGUCGUGCGCGGCUUCGGCGAGCUCCUCAAGAGCGGCUGGAAGCCCCUCCGCAACGUCGUCUUCGCCAGCUGGGAUGCUGAGGAGUACGGCCUCAUCGGCAGCACCGAAUGGGCCGAGGACUUCCCAGAAUGGGUCUCCGCAAACGUCGUCUCCUACAUCAACCUCGACGUCUCCUCCUCCGGCACGGUGUGGAACGCGGGCGGCUCGCCCUCGCUCGCGCACCUCAUCCGCGCGGCCGCGCUCGCGGUGCCGCACCCGACCGACCCCUCCAAGACGCUCUGGGACGCACGUAAGGAUAGCGGACCGUUUGAGGGCGCGCUGGACCCGGAGUUCGCGGAAAUGUACGAGGCGGAGCAGCACGUGCGUGCGGCGCGGCAGGGGAAGGACGAGGUUGGGAUCCCGGCGUUGGGCUCGGGGAGCGACUUUACGCCGUUCUUGCAGCGGCUUGGUGUUGCGAGCAUGGACCAGGGCUUUGGGGGUACGCCGAACGACGCACCUUACCACUACCACUCCAUCUACGACUCUCAGCUGUGGCAGGAGAGAUACGCGGACCCAGGCUUCGUUCGUCAUGUCGCGGUCGCCAAGCACCUAGGCCUCGUCGCGCUGCGCCUGACAGACUCGAUCAUCCUCCCGCUCAACACAACGCAUUACUCCCUCGAACUCGACGACUACCUCGACAGCGUAGAAGCCAUCGCCGCCUCCCUCCAGGCCGACGCCGACUUCACCGGGCUGCGGCGCUCCAUCAAGCGGCUCCAAUCCGCGUCCGCCGCGCUCGACGCCGAGAAGGACGAGGCCGGGCGCAAGCUGCAGGAGCUCCUCGACAAGAUCCCGCUCUCCCAGGAUUCCCAUGCGUCUGGCCUCCUCCCGGAGUGGCUGCAGCGCCUGCUGAAGGCGAUCUUCGGGCACGCGCGCCCGGGCCCGCUGGGAAGGUUCGUGAAGGCGGCGAAGCGCGUGCAAAGCGCGAACGCGAAGCUCGUCGCGUUUGAGCGCGGGUUCAUCCACGAGGAGGGGAUCGAGGGCCGCGAGUGGUACAGGCAUCUUGGGGUCGCGCCGGGGAGGUGGCUCGGAUACGGAGCGACGACGCUGCCGUCGAUCACGGAAGCGCUGACGUUCGAAGGGAACGCGACGCUCGCGGAGCUGGAGGCGAGCCGUGUGUCCGCGCUCUUGGACAAGCUCACGGAGACUAUCAAGGUGUAAGCGCGUACGGUACGCGCGCGCUUUCGAUUUACUUGUGCAAGUCCUUCGGAAGGCGGUUUGGAUGAUGAAACAAUAUAU
Messenger RNA from Trametes versicolor FP-101664 SS1, 2607 nucleotides. Its product is annotated as Zn-dependent exopeptidase. The record is from RefSeq and is a predicted model, not a curated record. Lineage: Eukaryota; Fungi; Basidiomycota; Agaricomycetes; Polyporales; Polyporaceae. The coding region runs from base 1 to 2529 and encodes 842 amino acids. The transcript is spliced from 9 exons. Gene Ontology annotation, molecular function: carboxypeptidase activity.